This is a messenger RNA of Miniopterus natalensis, 5812 nucleotides long. It is a transcript of the gene HYCC1, whose product is annotated as hyccin PI4KA lipid kinase complex subunit 1. Gene Ontology annotation, biological process: protein localization to plasma membrane; phosphatidylinositol phosphate biosynthetic process. Gene Ontology annotation, cellular component: plasma membrane. Lineage: Eukaryota; Metazoa; Chordata; Mammalia; Chiroptera; Miniopteridae. The record is from RefSeq and is a predicted model, not a curated record.
GACACGUCGAGUUCUGGAGGUGGAGCUCCGGGAGCCGCUCUGGUUGAAGGUUUAGACAGAUGUGGAAAGAUGUUCACUUCAGAAAAAGGGGUUGUGGAGGAAUGGUUGUCAGAAUUUAAGACACUACCAGAAACAUCUUUACCAAAUUAUGCCACAAAUUUGAAAGAUAAGAGUUCUUUAGUUUCAUCUCUUUAUAAAGUUAUCCAGGAGCCACAAAGUGAGUUGCUAGAACCUGUCUGUCACCAGCUCUUUGAAUUCUAUCGCAGUGGAGAGGAGCAGUUACUCCGAUUUACACUGCAGUUUCUUCCAGAACUGAUUUGGUGCUACCUUGCGGUCUCAGCCAGCAGAAAUGUGCAUAGCAGUGGAUGCAUUGAAGCUCUUCUCCUAGGGGUUUACAAUUUGGAAAUAGUUGACAAACAGGGACAUAGCAAAAUAUUGAGUUUUACGAUUCCAUCUUUAUCCAAACCGUCUGUGUAUCAUGAACCUUCCAGCAUUGGGUCCAUGGCUCUGACUGAAAGUGCACUAUCCCAGCAUGGUUUGUCAAAAGUGGUGUACAGUGGACCUCACCCCCAAAGGGAGAUGCUGACAGCACAGAAUAGGUUUGAAGUGUUGACAUUCCUUUUGUUGUGUUACAAUGCUGCCUUAACCUAUAUGCCCAGUGUUUCUCUUCAAUCAUUGUGUCAGAUUUGUUCAAGAAUCUGUGUUUGUGGAUAUCCCAGACAACAUGUCAGAAAAUACAAAGGUGUAAGUAGCAGGAUACCAGUUUCUUCAGGAUUCAUGGUGCAGAUGUUAACAGGGAUUUAUUUUGCUUUUUAUAAUGGAGAGUGGGAUCUAGCUCAAAAAGCAUUGGAUGAUAUUAUAUACAGAGCCCAGUUAGAGUUAUAUCCAGAGCCAUUGCUGGUUGCUAAUGCAAUAAAGGCUUCAUUGCCUCACGGUGCCAUGAAAUCUAGUAAGGAGGGUACAAGGUGUAUUCAAGUUGAAAUCACACCAACUUCCUCUAGAAUAUCAAGAAAUGCAGUAACCAGCAUGUCAAUAAGAGGUCAUAGGUGGAAAAGACAUGGAAAUACAGAAUUAACUGGUCAAGAAGAACUGAUGGACAUAUCUGAAGCUGACGAGGGAUUUUAUUCCAGGGCUGCAUCUAGUACCAGCCAGUCAGGAUUAUCAAACAAUAAUAGUCACAAUUCUAGUAAGCCAAGUGUAGGAAAGACUCAGAGACGGUCAGGAGGAAGCAAAACUGGAGGAAAAGAAAAAGAAACUACAGGGGAGUCUUGCAAAGAUCACUUUGCUCGAAAACAAACUCAGAGAGCCCAAAGUGAGAACCUUGAGCUUCUCUCUUUGAAGAGACUGACGUUAACAACCAGCCAGUCCCUGCCCAAACCUAACAGCCAUGGUUUGGCUAAGACUGCUGCAACUGUGUUUAGUAAAUCCUUUGAACAAGUUAGUGGUGUCACAGUCCCACCUAACCCAUCCUCUGUUGUUGGCUGUGGGAGUGGGACAGAUGCCAAUAGGUUUUCUGCUUGUAGUCUCCAAGAAGAGAAGCUUAUUUACGUUUCUGAAAGGACUGAACUUCCAAUGAAGCACCAGUCAGGUCAGCAGAGACCUCCUAGUAUUAGCAUUACUUUGUCCACAGACUAAUCUGUAAGAGUUUUCUCAUGUGACCAGUGAAUCUAGAAACGUGGCUUUGCUUCUUUAUGAAAGUGUGCAGGGUCUUUCAUCCCUGUUCCUGACGGAGCCCCAAUGUCUUAAGUUCUGAAGGCUUUAUCAAGGGAAUGAUGUCUAGGUUGAGUAAGUUGAAAUAUGGUUUUGUUAUUUUUUUGGUUGUGUUUUUUUCUUUGUUUCUGUUGCCCUGAGGUUGUCAGUGUGAUGAUACAUUUUGGCAGGUUGGUUACAUCUCCUGAGGUUGUGAGUUUUCCGCCCCCUCCCCAGCAACUCCUGUUUUGGCAGAUGUAAGUUAGGCCUUCGGAAUAAAAGGAAAUCUCCAUGGAUGGGAACUGUUUUUCAAAGGAUGAAGCAGAGGUGCAACUCCAGGAAUUGUACAGCUGGCUAUGCAGCAGCCAGUUUUGAAAAACGGGCACAUGAAAAAACAAAAAUGAUGUGAAAAGUGCCUGAUGUGAAUGAUUGUAACUAGACCAUCUUUCAGAUUAGUAGAACAAUUUAUAUAAAGCACUGAAAGUGCUUGGUGGCUUAGAACCUAGACUAUUAUAUGAUUCCAAGGGAUGGGCAGAGGAAUUUCUGUUGCAAUCUUUGGAACAUUUUUAUGUCAAAAGUCAAUUUGCUAGUAGAUGUGUUGUUUUGAAGUGUUUGAUCUGGAUUGAGCAGAUGAAUCCCUUCCGAUUUCAUGUAAUAGACCAUAUAGCUGACUUACCCUGCUGCUUGAUUUCAGAAAUCCUAGUUAGUUUAGAUUCCUAUAAUUCAAAGCACACAUCAUUGAAGACUUCCUGGAAAUCGUAAAUCUUACAGCACAGCUCUCAAGAUGCCAGUGUCAAUCAUAUUGUUUGUCUGCAAAUGAAGGAAGUUAGUUUAGGUAAAUUGUUUAUCUAAAAAAUGUCAUAAAAAAAUAAAGAGUGAAAUGGAUAAAGGAUAUUUACAUAUGAACUAAUUUAGGGUUUAUGUUUGUGUUCUUAAAUUUAAAAUUAUAAAAUAUGAAAAAAAUGUGUUCUCUAUUUUGUGAACAGGCCUGUUUUUUUAAUGUUUUUGUUAUGAUGGAAAGAAUAAUCGAUGUAGUUACCCCCAACGAAAAAAUAAAAAAGGCAACACAGUAGAAGCUGAGCAAACUCAUAUGUAGCUUUAGAGAACUAUGUGACCUCUAAAUGGAUGUGAAAGCUUGGUGUUUGCUAGUGAUGGUCAUUCAGCUAUGGUUGAGUUUGCCUGUAAGUCAAGAAUAUUUAAGUAAUAAUUCAGAGUAAGAGAGAGAGCAAGACUGAGGAUGAGAGUAAGCUGACAGGGAAAGAAGGCCUUGGGAGCUGUCCACUGUUCUCUUUGACUGUUGGUACACAGUGGCUUCCUUACCUAGCUGGGGUCACACAGACAAAAUGCUCGUUUUCUUCUUAUACCUGCUUGUGCAGAGCUUAAAUAUGUGAAAAAUGUGUGUUGAGUGCUAACACAUUUACAAUAUAAAUGCAGUCCUGACCAUAACUGCUUUGGCUACUAUUUUAAAUCUAAUUAUUCAAAAGGCAUGAACUCAUUUUCAUUCAUUAACCUUGAAUAGAAAAUGGUUUUUCACAUAAGUAAAUUUGAUUGUUGUAGUCCAGUAACAGAAAUGGAAUAAGGUCUCUUGACAUAAAUUGAAGUUAAAAAAAAGAAAAGAAGGCAACCAGACAGUGAAAGCUGAUAUAGUAUUAAUUUAAUAGGAAUCCUGUGUACAAUUUAAAAUGUUUGUAAAAAUGUCACUGUGAAUUUCCUGUUGUCUUUUUGUAAUUCUUUAGCAAAGAAUUUCCCUUAGGCAUAACUACUAGCAGUAUUAAUAGUCUUAAGAACUAAUUUAAAAGAUCAGCAUUUUAAGCAAGUUAAGAUGCUUGGGAAAUACUGUAGAAUAAGUUUGUGGAGACAUUAGCUGGCACAAAUGAGAAGUGAGAUCUUAAUGUGUGACUGCUAUAAUGGAAACUGAUUUUGGUAUUAUUCUAGAUCAUUGCCACUCAUGUGGUCUGAGGACUGGUAUGUAACAUUGAUAUCACCUGGCAUCUUGUUAAAAAUGCAGAAUUUUAGUCAUUCUAGAUCUACUGAAUCAUAAUCUACGUUUUAGCAAGAUCCUCGAGUGAUUUUUACGUGUGAUAAAGUUUGAGAAGAGAAUAUCAAAGUGCAGGCAAAUCACUUAUCUAAUAUUUAGAGUUUUCAGUGGUCUCACAACCCUAGAUCAAAUAUGUUAGAUACUAGCUCAUUAUAAUCUUCAUUGUUUUAAUGGCAAGUUAAUUUUUUAAUAGUGUCAAUAACACUUGACUUUUUAAGUCCUCUAGUUCUAAAUCUUUUAAUGAUUUUUAUUUUACAAUAAAAAUGUAACAUGUUAUAUUUUUCUUGUUAACCAUAGAUGGAAUCAGAGCUGUAGAUGUCUAUAAUUUUAAGUGCCAGGAGGAGUACCACACUUUUAUAAAAUCUGCACGUGUAUAUUCUUUUAAAAACUCUGAAGGCUCACUAAGUGGAGUGGUUCUGAAUUUUUGCAAUGACUAACUUCUGUCAGUUAAUUUUCUGGAGUAUGGAGUUAUAUAUUAACAGUAAAAUUCUUUUAUAGUACCUUUGAUACUAUUUCAAAUAAGAAUUAUACAUUUGAAAUUUUCAUAGCUAUUAUAAUAUUGGAUAAUGCUAACUAUGAUAGCAAUUGUAAUUGUCCCUACUAUUCUCACCCCACUCACCUGUCCAAAUUUGAAAGUUGGGGUGGCUUUUGUAGGUCAUUUUCUCAUGAAGAUGCUAUUGUGACCAUUUGGCCACACACCUACAUAUCCAGAAUAACACUUUUUAUCAUGAGAAGGACUCUGCACAAGGUUGGGGCCUUGUACCCUAUUGCUCAGAGGAUGUGAGCAGGAAUUGUAGCUCCACUCCACAUUUUAAACCUCUUACUCUUAAAAUACCCAAAUAUCUGUGGUAUUCUAGUGAAACUGGGUCCCAGCAUUUGCCUUUUAGAAUCCAAGUGGGGAGUGAAACAAAAGAUUUUCAAGGGAAGCAGAGUAGACUUUUCCCAGGGGACCCAGGGCAAGUAAGCACCCUGGAAUCCUUUGUACACCAUCAAUGAACUUUUUAAGGACCUCUGUAGACCUGUAGAGUAGAAUUCUGUCUUUAAGUGAUGACAAAGUUCAUUUUGAAAAAGCAAUAUUUUAUUGUCCUUUUCAAUUAUGAUGUAACGGCUUAGCAAACAUUACUUAUUUAAAAAUAAAAAUUUGAAUUAAAGGGAAAUAUAUUUUUUAAACCAAAAUAGGUAAAGAAUCUCAGUUGUAAGGGAUUUUGCCUAUUUUGGAAGAAUAAAAUUGAAGUGUUAAAAUCUUUAAGUUACAGGAAAAAAUGUACUCAGAAUUUUAAACAAAUAUUUAAAGUAGGCUAUUAAAACUUGAGUCUCUAGGCACAAUACAUUUACACUCUAUUAAAGGGAAGCACUCAAGGAAAUAUAUAUGUUAAAUAAUGUAACUGAAAAAAUAUUUUUUAAAAAGCCAUUUAAAAAGAAGGAAUAAUUUGAUGGGCACUUAAACUAAGCACUGUAGAUAGAAAUUAAUGUAUAAUAGUGUUUUCCCAGCCUUUGGAUGAAAAAUAAAAAACUCUCCAGCUCUUUAAUUAGCAUGAACUUACGCUUUUAGAUUUGCUCCUUAGUAAAAUUAUACUCAAUACUUUGACUUACAUUUGUGUUCAGUAUUGUUAGAUCCUUCAUCAGAGAACAUAAAUAUGCUGUCUUCUAUACUUUGUAACUUGUGCACAUCUAAAGACACUAGCAGUGAACAUUUGGAAGAUAUUUUUGUGGUUUUUUAAGAGUUCUAGAGUACCUACCUGUGUCUUGCUGUGAAGUUUCUAGUAGUAAACUCCACAUUCUAUUUCACACACUGUUGCUUCCUCUGAAGUGGAGUUUAUUGUGUACCUCUUCUCUUUACUUCUGAUCAUGUAGCGAUACUAAUUUUUUCAUAGUAACUGUUCCUGUUUCUAAUUGUAUUCCAGAGUUUACAUUCCUAAAGAAUAAACUAUGACUUUGGAUAUUUUUAUGUGUUCUUGACCUUUUUAACACUAUGGAAAUUAACUGGAGUUUAGUUUUUUGAAGUUUUAUAUAUUUGUGUAAAUGGUUUCGAUAUACAAUACUUUAUACAACAGUGUUGACUCUCAUUAAAAUAAAAACUGAAAA